AUGCUUUUCCUCUUCAAUUCAGACAACAGUGCGCUCUUCUUUGACUCCAUCCUCUUUCGAGAGGAGGCGUUGUUCACCUUUUCAACAUCAAAUGUUUUGGCUUUCGUAGGAUAUGUCUCUGUAGGGGCACCAGUAGCUCUUUACCCUCUCUAUUCUUCACAGGCAGGCCUUACUAUGUUGAGAUCACAGAUUUUAUUGUCAGCUUAUUUGCGGACUGGGUUGCUGCACAAUGCGGCCUAUGAGCAAGGGCCAGAUUUGGAAGUGCCCAUCUAUGCGCUGGACUCUUCACCCAAUGCGUUCAAUAUUCCUUACGUAGGCAGAAGGCUGGGUCACGACGGCAAUCAUUACAACCUCUACAGCUGUGUAGAUUAUAAUGACAGUGUCGUCCAUCCUGCACUUUAUCCUGCAGGAUAUGACCCUCUUCUCUAUGUGGAACUACCUCUUCUCUAUUUCCCGCCGAUGUCAAAUGCUAUGUUUGAUCUGACACAGACGGCUUUGAUCCCACUGAACUCAGCGCCUCUUUUGAAAUCCUCUCUUCAUGCUGCCCCCUCUUCUUCAGAGUCUGGUCUAGUCGGACCUGGCUCAAUCCUCGGCUCUUCCAUCCUGGAGAGUUCCUAUAUGGGCUCCUCCGCAUAUCCAGCAUACGGAGGCGACACUAGUACUGAUGUGUCUAGUCCCAUCACAAAACAAACUAGUGCCAAGAAACCCAAGAAAGUGAUGUUGCAAUAUAUCAACUCUAAGUACCCCAAGUGGGCAAGGGCUCUUGGCAACCUUUGGUGCAUGAUACGAGUUGCCAUGUGCCGCAGAGAUACUCCCAGUCCUUUUCUACUUGUCAUGGCCGACUAUGCUGCUGAGCGAAAGGCACUGAUAGAGUCUAUCUGGCCCCAAGCUCUCACUUGUUGUAAUCUGCAGCCGAUGGACUUGGAACCGGUACUCACUAUACCAACCAAAAAUAUCAUGUCUGAAGCGGAAAUCUUGGCUCUUUGUCACGUGAAGGAUUCAAUGAUGAUCAAUGGCACUGGCUUUGACCUCAAGCAUAUCUUUGGGGUUGCCCUACAUGAUAAGGUCAUUGCCCUCACACUGAAGCUGAUGCGCCUGUGGGCAAGUUGUUUACCACUCGCCGAUAAUGGUUUGGUGUGGUUCCUCGAGAACCAGAUCACACAAGAGGACGCAGCACACCCACCCAUGGCAACCUUGUCCUUAGUGGUGACCUCUUGUUACGAGGUCCUGUUGGACUACAUUGACAGCGAGGCCGAAGACUUUCAUGGGUUCAUAUCUCCGAACAAGAUGUUUAUGCAGAUAUGCGAGAUACUUCCUGUACUAUUCAACCAAUCUGACGACCCCGACCAUGCGCCGUUCAUCAUCGCUAUGAAAGCAUUAUCUGAUAAGAAUGCAAUGUGCAGGAAGGCCGAUGUCCGACGGGAUGUCACCCAUCUUACAUGGCAAUACAAUAUCCAUCCAUCUUGCCUCCUCAUGAAGCCCAUCUGCCAUGAGCUCCUUCAAAACAGAAAGGGGAACAUGACCAUGUGCCAAGUUGACGAGUGUCUGGCUCGACAAACGGCUUGGCCCGGUUACCCAAGAUGGCGCAAGGAGUUUGAUCGCCAGAAAUGCGCCAUAGCUCUGCCAUUGCUCCCAACCAACUCUAUAGCUCUGAACCUCGAUGUUCUUGGUAUUACACACAGUGAGAGCAACAUUCUCCCAGACUCACUCUUUACCACAGCUUCAGUGCUGUUUGGAUUAGUCGAUCCUCUUGAUAUUAAGGCUCUUAUUGAAGUGAGCCUCAAGGAGGACACAACGCAAACUGGCCUCCAGCAAGAAGAAGAAAGCUGCUUGGAAUACCUCAAGCGAGGAGGGCGUUUUUUGAUGGAGGAGAGAAUGGAUCAGGCACAACUAGAAGUCUCAUUGUUCAGUAACGCUAUAGCAAACUUGUGUGAAGAACUGAAUGGUAGAUGUCACCCAACUCCAUCUAGUGUUAAUCCAGAGAAACUGGUCACACCUAACGCUGUCCGGCCAUCCAAGAAAAAUGCCAUGCAUGGCUCCGCACAUCGUCGCAGUCUCAGGAUACCACACAAGAUUCUAAUUCCAGCCAAAUACUUCUUGAUUUCCCAGUAA
This is a messenger RNA of Suillus fuscotomentosus, 2112 nucleotides long. RefSeq lists its product as uncharacterized. Lineage: Eukaryota; Fungi; Basidiomycota; Agaricomycetes; Boletales; Suillaceae. The record is from RefSeq and is a predicted model, not a curated record. The transcript has 19 exons. Bases 1 to 2112 code for a protein of 703 amino acids.